AUGGCAGCAGCUUCAAAUAUUGAAUCCCAGGGAAAGCUCUUCUUCAAUGGAAGGCGGAGCUUGAAACACAAGAACUUCUUAACACCUGGACAUCAAAGACCAGUCCAUGCAAUUGGACUGGAAUCACUUGCAGAAAUGAUGGCCAUCUCAUGCCAACCAUCACCAGGCUCUGCCAUCACUCAGAGUUCUCAACCUAGCGACAACCAUAUACAUGGAUACAUCCCUGCAGCCAUUUCAGCUCUCUCCAAGCUCGCCAUUCUUGAUCUCUCUAACAACAAGCUCACAGGCGUCAUCCCAUCAGAGCUUGGCAAUCUGACAAGGCUCAAGACCUUGUGGCUCUUUGAGAAUCAGAUAAGUGGCUCAAUACCUCCUUCUUUUGGAAAACUUUUGAACCUAGUGAUUUUGGAAGAUCUUAGAAUAUCCUACAACCAAAUAACUGGUUCCAUCCCCCAUAAUAUUGGAAAUCUAACAAAACUUGAAACUUUUUAUCUAAGUAAAAAUAACAUAAAUGGUUCCAUUCCACAUGAAAUAGGGAAUUUAAUUAAUUUGAAAGAUCUUGAGAUAUUUGACAACCAAAUAACAGGUCCCAUCCCCAGUAGCAUUAGAAACUUGACCAAAAUUGAAACUUUUUACCUAGGUGGAAAUAACAUAAAUGGCUUCAUUCCUAGUGAAAUUGGGAAUCUAGUGAACUUGAAAGCUCUUGCACUAUUUGAAGACCAAAUAACUGGUCCCAUCCCACAUAGCCUUGAAAACUUGACUAAGCUUGAAACUUUAUACCUAUAUAAGAGUAAAAUAAAUGGUUCCAUUCCUUAUGAAAUUGGGAAUCUAGUGAACUUGAGAGAUAUUGAAAUACCUCAGAACCAAUUAACUGGUCCCAUCCCCCGUAGCAUUGGAAACCUGACCAAGCUCAAAACUUUUUACCUAUAUAAGAAUAAAAUAGAUGGCUCCAUUCCUUAUGAGAUCGGGAAUCUUAUGAACUUGAUAGAGUUUGAUGUAUCCGACAAUCAAAUAACUAGUCAUAUCCCACAUAGCAUAAAAAACUUGACCAAGCUUGAAUUUUUUAACCUACAAACCAAUAACAUAAAUGACACUUUUCCUUGUGAAAUUGGGAAUCUAGUGAACUUGAGAGAUUUUGAAAUAUCUCACAACCAAAUAACUGGUUCUAUCCCACAUAGCAUCGGAAAUGUAACCAAGCUUGAGACAUUUUACCUAAACAAGAAUAACAUAUAUGGCACUAUCCCACCUUCUCUUGGAAGUUUGAAAGUUCUCACUGGGUUAAUUUUGGCCCACAAUCAUCUCUCAGGCAUGUUGCCAAAUGAAAUGGCGAACCUCACAAAUUUAAUUAUUCUUGAUUUGUUCAACAACAAUCUUUUGGGUAACCUACCACCAGAUUUGGUUAAAGGCGGUUUGCUUCAAUAUCUUGGGUUGGGAUAUAAUAAUUUCCAAGGUCUCAUUCCCAUAAGUUUGAAAAAUUCAACAAACUUAUCCAGGGUCCGGCUUGACAAAAACCUAUUUAUUGGAGAUGUCUCUCAAAGCUUUGGUGUUCAUCCGCAUUUGGAUUAUAUUGAUCUAAGUUUUAACAAACUAUCCGGCACUUUAUCACCGACUUGGGGAGCAUGCCUUAACUUGACAAGUCUUAAAAUAUCAGGCAACAAAAUUAACGGAAAAAUACCAUGGGAAAUUGUUCAAUUGUCAAAGUUGCAACUACUUGACAUCUCUUCUAAUAAUUUGAUGGGAAAGAUCCCAAGAGAGUUCGGAAAAUUAUCUCACUUAUUUCACUUGAACAUGAGCAAUAAUCAUCUCACAGGAACUAUACCACCAGAAUUUGGGGAUUUAUCUUCAUUAGAAGUUCUAGAUCUUUCAAACAAUAAUUUGAGAGGAGAAAUACCAAUACAAGUUGAGAAUUGCAUUAAAUUGAUCUCGCUCAGGUUGAGCAGUAAUGAACUAAAUGGAACCAUCCCUUUUCAACUUGGUAACUUGAACUUUAUGGAAGUUUUAGAAUUGAGUGACAAUUUAUUCAAGGGAGACAUACCACCACAACUUAGCAAGCCAACGGAAUUGCAAGAGUUGAAUCUAUCACACAAUGAGUUGGUUGGUCACAUUCCUUCUUCUUUUCAGUUAAUGACAAGCUUAACAUUAUUGGAUUUAUCUUAUAAUUCUCUGGAAGGUCCGGUUCCAAAAAACCAUUUCUUUCAAACAGCUCCCAUUAAAUGGUUUACCCACAAUAAGGGCUUAUGUGGUCAAGUGCAAGGUUUGCCACUAUGUUCUCAAUCCCAAUCAACAAGUAUAGAUGAUGCAAGGAAACAACAUAAAGUCAUUAUCUUGAUUGUUGUUUUGGUACUUGGCACUUUAUCUAUCUUAUUUCUAAUAAGUGGAAUAUUCACAAUAUGUUGUUAUAAAAGAAAGGGAUCCACUAUAAAUGACAUAAGCGAAGACUUUGAUGGGCAUUUCUUCUCUGUUUGGGGAGUCAAUUAUGAAAAGGAAGCAUACAAAGAGAUCGUUAGAGCGACAGAAAAUUUCGGUGAAAAAUACCAAAUCGGUACUGGAGCUUCUAGCAUAGUAUACAAAGCAACACUAUCAUCAGGAUUGACACUUGCUAUUAAGAAAAUUCAAGAAGAAGAAGCCCAAGUGAAUGAGCAAGCUUUUCAAAAUGAAAUACAAACAUUAACUGAAAUUCGACAUCGAAAUAUUGUGAAGUUUUAUGGUUUUUGCUUCACUCAUAGAUUCAGCUUUCUUGCAUAUGAGUAUAUGGAAAGAGGAAGCUUGGGUGCCACUUUGAGAUCUGAAGAGGGGGUAAUGGACCUGAAUUGGAUCAAGAGAGUCAGCAUUAUACGAGACAUUGCUCAAGCUUUAUCUUAUCUGCAUCAUGAUUGUGCCCCACCUAUCAUUCAUCGAGACAUAACGAGCAACAAUAUUCUUCUUGAUGAAGAGUACAAGGCUUGUGUUUCAGACUUUGGUAUUUCGAGAUUGCUAAAACCUAAUUCAUCACAUUGGAGUUUGCUUGCAGGCACCUAUGGGUACAUGGCACCAGAGCUUGCCUAUGUAAUGAGAAUGACUGAAAAAUGUGACGUAUAUAGUUUUGGGAUUGUAGCACUUGAAGUGAUACAUGGAACACAUCCUUGUGAUCUCCUAAGCAACUUUUCAUUAAGCAUGUUAGUGAAAGAUAUCCUAGAUCCACGUCUUCCACUUCAUAUAGCUGAUCAGGUGAUGACAAACCAAGUGCUUUCAGUGAUUUUAAUAGCAAUGCAGUGCAUUAACACUGAUCCACAAGCUCGCCCUUCAAUGCAACAAGUAUGUCAAAGGUUGUCUCCUCCAAAGUUUUUGCCAGCAUGUCACAUCUAUUCUUUUCAAGCACUUACCUUUGAUCACCUCAUAAACAUUGUGUAAACAAAUAUUGAUGAUCAAGAGCAUGAAUAAUGGGAACUUAGGAAAGGAGUAUAUAUUACAAGUACUGGAGGUCUCCUGUGGGAUGAGCCGUAUUCUUCACUCCAGGGUUGCAAGACAAGGAGGAUUUAUCAUUGUGGGUUAUGGUCUAUGAUAUAUCAUCUUGGGCGCAAGUGACAGGCCCUAAUUGCCCUAUGUGUUAGUCCACCCCACAUAGUAAAUCCCUAGAGGGUCGUUAAACCACUGUAAUUGGUGCACCACCAUACAUGCUUGUCCUUUUGACACCCCAUUGUGGGGUAGCGCUUGUUGCCAUUCAUAAAAAAAAAAGAUUAAUUAUCCUAAUAUAAAUUUGCUUGUCUAAUUAUAUAAUAUGAUGAGAAUUUAUAUUCUAUACUUCUGGCUUAAUGCAGCUCGUACUACUAGCUAAGCGUCCCAAAAUCAAGGAUGUCACCAAUGAAAAGGCACAAUUCUAGUCACUCAAAGGAGGGUGAUCUUGACCCUGAGUUUUCAAAGCGGUCCACUUUUGUGUUUGUUUGUCUUGGCCCUCCUUAUCUUCAUUAAUUUGUGAUGUUGCA
Molecule: messenger RNA, 3959 nt
Organism: Dioscorea cayenensis subsp. rotundata (Guinea yam)
Lineage: Eukaryota; Viridiplantae; Streptophyta; Magnoliopsida; Dioscoreales; Dioscoreaceae
Product: probable leucine-rich repeat receptor-like protein kinase At1g35710
Exons: 4
Coding region: 1-3387 (1128 amino acids)
Biological process (GO): protein phosphorylation
Molecular function (GO): ATP binding; protein kinase activity; protein binding
Source: RefSeq, a predicted model, not a curated record